Molecule: messenger RNA, 11444 nt
Organism: Caenorhabditis auriculariae
Lineage: Eukaryota; Metazoa; Nematoda; Chromadorea; Rhabditida; Rhabditidae
Source: the annotation of a GenBank genome assembly
AUGUGGGCUACAAUUUUGGUAAUUUUUAUAUUUUGAAAAAAAAACCCCCCAUCCUGCAAAAACUACCAGAAAUAUUUCGUAUCAGUUUUGUUAGCUUCUAAUUACCCUGAUCUAGUUGCGAUUUUACAAAAACAAAACUGAAAAAAACCUUUUUUUGACUUCGGUUUUAACGACCUCUCAAAAAUAAAUCGAUGAAUAAUAAUUUUUUUCGAGUCUUUUUCCAAACUUUGAACUACAUUUUUUUAAUACAGAACUCCUGAAGCACUAAAAAAAAUCAAAUUUUCUUGUAAUAAAUCUCUUCAGAAAACAGGAAACUCAUGUAAAAUUCAAAAAUGUCUAAAAUUUAACUUCAGAUAGCCGUUUGCGCUGUCGCCUACGCUCAGAAGACCGGCGUUGAAAUUGGAACUUCGCCAACUUCGGGAAAUUCGAAUGAGUGAGAAAAGAUUCCAUUAUAAGCUAAAAAUGAAAAAGAAAUUGCUUGAAAGCGUGAAAACAGGGACCUGUACGCUUCAUGAGAAUGAUAAUUGGAAGUUUUUUUAUAAAUUGUUUAAUCUCUCAAACACGUCCUCGUUCAUUCAUUUUUGACAAUGUUAAAUAUCUUCAAAAAGCCUAAAGACGAACAAAUUCUAAUAUUUUUGAAGCUUCGCUAAUCAUUUUUUUAAUCAUCAACUUUUUUUCAAUUUUUUUCAGGCUUCAUCAAUGAGUUUUUUCCGCUUGUCUUGGUCACUAAAUCCAUAAAAUAAAGUAUUUAGAAAAAAAUGAGGGUCAUGAAACAUUUAAAUUCCGUUUUUUUCAAAGCUUCGUUAGCUUUUUCCGAAAUCGAACCAUUGGAAAAAAAUCGUUGCUCUCAUUAAAAGUUGAUAUUUUUUUCAACUUUUUUUCAAAUUUAUCAUCAUCAUAAUAAGCUUUUUCUCUGCCUUUUUUGCCACCAAAACCAAGAAAAAUUGGUAUUUAGACAAAUUUAGGGACAUAAGUCAUACAAAUUCAAAUUUUUUUCAAAGUUCCACUAACCCUUUUUCCGAAAUCGAACCAUUGGAAAAAUCGUUGCUCUCAUUAAAAAUGGAUGUUUUUCUCAUUUUUUUUUCCAAUAUUUUUUUUAAGAAUAAGCUUUUCCCUGCCUUAUCUCUCAUUGAAAUCCUGAAAAUCAGUAUUUAGACAAUCCUUCAACCCGGCGCUCCAAGGAGGAUCCCGCGAAAAUCCGGGAAUCAAGGCGCGAAUCAAUCGCAAGGGGUUCGAUGAAGCCAGCCAUCUUCUCGGCUCGGUUUUGAACCAACAGAUUCAGAACACGCCCAUUCCUACCAUUUCUGAAUGUGUUCCAGCAGUAAGUUUUGUGAAAAACCGACUAAAAUUGACAUUUUAGGACCUUUUCUUUCUUUUUUUGGAGAUAUACAACCAUUAUUAGUAAAUUAGAACCUCCAUUCCCACUUUAAAGCCUUCUCGGACCACUUGAGUAGCCUCAGUGCCCUUAAGUGAUCCCUAGAAUUGCUCAGAAACAUCCGGGGCGCGUCCGGUUUUCGUUACGGAAGUCCGAAUUUUUUUCUAAAAACAUUUUCAGAUUCCAAUAAAGUGGAAAAUAAUAUUUCGCUAAUUAGAAAAGGACCAAAAUCCUUAUUGAUUCAAUAUAUUUGACCUUUUUUUGAUAAUUUCAAAAAAGAUUGGAGCACAUUUUUAAGGUCUCCGGAUGCUUGCAAAUUUAUAACCUCUACGUUUCCCGCUACCGUUGUCCCCAGAAAAUCUCCGUCCAUCCGGCGCCACCGAACCGUUUGGUUCUCGAAGUUAAAAACGUGGAUCUCGGGUUUGAAAUCUGAAUUCAAAAACAAGAUUUUUAUGAAAAAAACUAAAGAGUUACUGGAAAUCUCGGCGGCCAAGUCACCAUCCUCGCUCCCAUUGGGCUUUACGGUGUCGUUCAACUUAACGCGUUCCAGGUGAGUUUUUUCCUGACAAUGUAUAAUGAUAAAAUAGCCUGCAGUACAGAAAAAAAUAAUUAAAAAAAUAAUUAUUUCCCGUGAAAAAUCGUAUUAGCGCAGACGCGGUUUGCGUCAUCCUAUGUAAUUUGGCGUUUAUCUCGUGUUGUUUUUUAAUCCCGUGUUAAAACUAAUUUCGGCAAUCUUUAUAAUUGACUCGUUGUUCGUUCGAAAUAUUUCGCGAAAUACGUAAAAUUGGAUUUUCAAGAGCUAUGGAAAGUUGGGUCCUACAAGGAGAUGGCGAAGUUCACGAUAAAACUCUAAAUUUUAAAAUUCUUUGGGAAGAUUUAAAAUUCGCGCAUGAAAGUCGCCAUAUCGCGAUAUAUCUUUGUAGAAAUCAAUAUUUAACGGCAUCUGGAGUUCUAAUUUUGCAUUUUUCGCGAAAGAUUCUCACACGAAUAACCCGCUAAUUUCGAGAUUGCCGAAAUUUCUUUGAUCACAGCAUAACUUGCAUAAUUAUUCUUGGAACUUGUUUUCCCCUUUCAUUCAUUUUUUUUUUAAACCAAUGUCACUUUUUUGAAUGAUUUCUGUUCCUUAGUCCUCGAUCAAAGUCGAAUUGGGCAUCGAAAGGAGCGCAAAUGGCGGUCCAGCCCUGCGAGUGGUCAACUGCCACGUCCGCAUUGGUUACGCCGAUGUCUACGUUGAGAAUGGCGGAUUUAUCAGCCAAAUCGUUAAUGGAAACUUUAGAGUUUACAAGCAGAGCUUGGAAUUAAUAUAAUAUAAAAAAUUCAGGACCCAAUUAUCAGAAAGGUGAAGAAAAUGGCGCCGAAGCAACUUUGCGGCGCUAUUCCAAGGCUUAUUGAUGAUAAGGUGAAUUCAGAGUUUAUUUACUAGAAAUUCCAGCAACUUUCAAACAAUUCCCAAAGAAAAUUCGAUGUUUUUUUUUCAUAAAAAUCCAAUUUUAGGUCAAUUCGAAGCUCAGUGAGCUUCCGCGCGACGUCGAGGUCAGCAAAAUGCUCGAACUUUUCGGCGGAGCCCUUGGAUUGGGCAUGGAUGGCGGCAAAAAUGAGGUUUUGAAAAAAUAAUCCAAAGAAAAUAUAAUUUUUUCAGUGCUCCAAAGUCUGCGAAAAGAUCAGCGAGCAACAGAAAUUUAUCGCCGCGAGAUCUCCCGUAACUCAACAGAAAUCUGUCGUUAGAGCCAGCGGCUUUAAUCAGAAUUUGGUGGGUUUCUUGCACUGGAAUGGCGGAAAACGGGGGCAAAAUGGCUGUUGUAAAGGGUUCCGUUUUGAGGCCUUUAUUGGGCCUUUAUUUCUUGGUGUGUUAAAAAGCCAUUUGGGUUUAUUACUGUAGCACAUUUUGGUGCAUACACAGUCACUGGUAAAGAUUAUUCUCAAUUUGAAAACCUUUUUGUUUCUCAAAAGGGUCCAAAAAGGGUAGAGGACGGAAAAAGGCAGUGAAAAGGAAACCGUUGCCACCCGCUUGAGCCAUCGAAAAAAGGGUCCUGACACGACAAUGCACGAGGUAGUGCCUGGCUCGUGGAGAGCGCAGACAGGCCACGCCCCCUUAGCGCCCCAAGAUAACCAUUAGUCAGCUAUAAGAGCAAUUAAUGGAAAGCUUUUUGAUUCAUAAAAGGUCCUUCCGACUUUGCCUUCAAAUAAGUACAUUUUGACACGAAUUUUUCAGCCCCGAAAUGCUGCUCCUCUCCCGAAAAUCCGCGACUAUCGGGCCAUCCAACAUCAAGUUCCAGCUUCUCCACAGCGCGUAGUACGACUUUCUCAACAUAAAAUUUAUUUUUGAAAAAAAAAGAAAAUUAUGAAUUUUUUUGCAAUUUCGAUGUUAAAAAAUAUUUAUUUGAUUAAAUUUCGUUCGAAAAAAAUCAAGGAAUUUUCAGCUCUGAUAAGCUUAAUUUUAUAAUAAUUGCUUAGAAUUUAUUUUUAAAAAAAGUUUCAUAGUUCUUGAUAACCCUUAUAAAUAUGAGAAUAGUCUUUUUUUCUGAAGAUUUUUAAGGUAAAAACAUCUUUGUUUUCCUAAAUUUUUCAAGCUGGUAGAAACCACUGGAAGGUGCAGAAAAAGUACAAAAAGUCUUUUUUGUUGAAAAAAUUGAUAUUUUAAAUUUUUUAUUCAGACUAAAAAUUCAUUAGAUAUAAAAAAAGCAUACUUUACGUCAAAAUUUUUUGAGAAAGAUCGAAAUUUUCAGUCUUUUUAACAUUUUGAACCUAUAUCACUUGAAUUGUGGAGUUGUUAUUAUAAUGUUAAGUUCAUAUGGUACUUGAAAAAUUUCUGAAACUGUAAUUUCAGAUUUUCGCCCACUCGAGCCGCGCCAAACGAGCCGCCGUCGCUCAGAAACUCUACUUGAACAAGUUGGAAAAAGUCGCCCCUAAAAUGUUGAUUUUUCGAAUUUUUGUACCACUAACGUGAUCAUAUUUUCAUUUCGAAUCCAUUAUUUGUACCUCGAAUUUUUAGCCCGAAAUCGGCCCACGGAAUCCCGCAACUGAAAAGAUCUCCCAUGAAAAGCUCAUCGAGUGUAAGUUUUAGGCAAAAAUUCGGGUUAAGGUUGAUUUUCAGCAUGUCCGAGUUGCCAGACAAAAGGAGGAAUGCGACAAAUGCAAGGAGAAAAAUCCGGCUUCCAUUCUGGAACAGUUCGGAAUCAAGCUGGAGACGGUAGGAAUUCAUCAUGUGGCUUCAAAAUUUCAAAAAAAGUUCUAACAAUAAAAAAAUAGACUUUUUCGAAAAGCUGAAAAAAAAUGAGCCACAUUCAGGGAAGAAAAAAAUAAACCACUUUGAUAAACCCCCCCAAAAGUACAUGGAAAUCUUGUGCCGAAUCGAUUUUUUUAGGCUUAUUUUUUGGGAAAGUUGAUGAGGAAUCGUUAUUUGGCUCCACUGGGGGUAUGAAAACGUUAAAAAUCGCUUUUUUCCAUUUUCAUGAAACUAAUUUCGGCUUUGAAAAAGUUUUUGGGUCCCACAACGAAAUGGCGACUUUUAGGCGCGGAUUUGAAAUUUUCGUUUCAAAAAAAAAAAUGCCCGAAUAAUUUCAAAAUUGCAGGACCCAAUUUUUCAAAACGCUUCCAGAAUUUCAAUUUAGCGUCAAUUUAGUCGAUACCAUUUUGAACAAAGUUUUUUUCUUCCGCUUUGAAUUUCUUCAACCAUCAAAUAUCAAGCUUUAACAAGGAAGGUCAUUUAAAUUGGCGGUUGGGAAUUUCCUGAAAAUUGGCCAGAACGCUCCUCGAUGUACCAGAAGAAAAUUCAGAAAGUCUCAACCUGCACAACUUCCUCUUUUCUCGGAAAAGACGUCUCAAAGUCAAAGAAAACCCUCAAAAUUCAUAAAAAUAGCCGAUUUUGAGGCUUUGAGCCCUUGUUUCUCGAAAACUAAGAAAUUUUGAAGGUUGAGACUUUCAGAAUCUUCAUCUGGUACAUCAAUAAGUGUUCUGGCCAAUUUUCAGGGAAUUCCCAACCGCAAAGUGAAAUGAGCUCCGUUGUAAGAAGCCAAAAAAAAAAAUUAAAUUUUUAAAUUUUCAGGAUAAACUGAAAGAUCUGUCCCUUGGCGUGGAAGUCAAGAACGCCUACGCUUCCAACAACGAUUUCGUUAUCGAACUGGACGGAGGCUUCAAAACCAAAGGACAAGCUGGUCUGAAAACCCGGAAUACCACUAGAAAUUGACCCAAAACUGUUAAGAUACCCCAUUCGGCGCGUUCCCGCUUCAAUUCCCGAGCCCUUCCGAUAACCAUAUGGUCGAGUUGCUCGUCAGCGAUUACACCGUCAAUUCUCUCUUUUAUCAACUUCACAAGUACCUUCUAAACUGAAAAAAAGUGAAAUUUUAAUCAAUAUUAUACAGCAAGAAGUUCCUGACCUUCAAAAUCGGGUCCGAUACCCCGAAAAUCGGAGAAUUGCUCAAAACGACCUGCUCGGAUGAUGACGAUGAGCUGGAGCCGACGGAAGUUGAGGUAAGUAUAUUUUUUUGGAAAUUCUAAAAUAUUGAGUUCCUAUAGCCCUUUUUAGACAGAGUUAUGAAAAAUUUUAGAGUUAAUUUGGGAAAAUAUUAUUGAAAAAUUAUGAUUUUUUUAGUCAGUCCAACAUGAUAAAACAGCGGUCUAGAAUGCAGUUUCUUGCAAGUUUCAGGAGAUUUUAAUUUUUUUUGAAAAAUUAUGAUUUUGACAUGAUAAUACACUUCAGGCCUUACAUUUUUGCAGUUUUUCGUGAAUUUUGAGUUUUUUUUUUUUGAAGAUGAUGAUUUCUAUCCACUCUCACAUGAUAAAGCAGCUAUUCAGGUUGUAUAUUUUCGCAAAUUUCAGAAGAUUUUCAUUCAUUUUCAUGAAAAUGUUGAUUCUUAUUUGAAAAUACACUGGUUUAGGUCUUACAUUUUUUUACAAUUUUUUUCGUGAAUUUUGAGAAUGAAGAUGUUGAUUUUUUUGUCAAUUUAACAUGAUGAAACAACUUUUUUUAGGUUGUGCAUUUCUGCAAAUUUCAGAAGAUUUUCAAUCAUUUUUCAUGAAAAUGAUGAAUCUUAUUUGAAAAAUACACUGGUUUAGGUCUUACAUUUUGCAAUUUUUCGCGAAUUUUGAGAAUUUUUUUUUUGAAAACGAGAAUUUCUAUUCAGUUUAAUGUGAUAGAACAGCGGUUUAGGUCGUAUAUUUUUGCAAUUUUCAAAGAUUUUGCUUUUAUUUUCAGAAAAAUUGUGAUUUUAACGGGACAAUAUACUUUAAGCCUUACAUUUUUGCAAUUUUAGUUGAUUUUGAUUUUUUUUUUUUUGACAAUGAUGGUUUAUGUGCACUUUAACAGGACGGUAAAAGCUUGGGCCUUUUUAUUUUUUUAAAAUUUACAGUUUUUUUAGAUUUUUUUAAAUUAUAAUUUUCAUCUAUGAAAGGACACCGACUUUUUUUUCGCAAAUUUCUUUUGAUUUUGGUUUUUUCGUCGAUUAAUAUCCAGUAUCAUUAAAAAUAAACUAGUUUUGAAUAACUAGUAUAGAACAUUUUCUGCACGAAUUUCGGAAAAAUAUCGUGCUAAUGACUUGCAAAAAACCAUUUUAUGAAGAAAGUCCCUUUCAGCUCGACGACAAAGAAAACAGACGCCAUCGACGGUUCUCGAUGUCGUCGACGUCGAAGCUGAAGCUGAAACGGGAAGUUGAGCUCAUCCGACCUCAGCGAGCUGUCAACGCGAGCAAACCCAUGGUGGCCACCAUUUCGAAGAAACAGAAGCGCGACUCGAGAACCAGAAGACAGGAUGAUACUUCUGGUGAAUAUCGUGAAGAUCUGAAUAUUCGAAAAUUGGGAGAAGUUUCAGCUUGAAAUUGGUCUUUUUUCUAAGUCGAGAGGUGAAAUCAUCUCAUGACGGGGUGGAGAAAAGUCAAAAAAAAUUUGGCGCGAAAAUUUAAAUCUCAAGUACGCACCCAAAGGCGAUCGCACAAACAAGUUAUUAACGUUGAAUACUCAGUGCAUUUUAUCCGGAGCGCGCACUUACUUUUUUUUCGUAAAUUCAGAAACUUUGACGCCCCAUUAGGAAUGCUGUGCAUCUAGAUAGGUCCUUUUUUUUAGUUUUUAAACGCAUUUUUUAUCAGGCGCAAGUUUUCUAGGCUUUUUCAAAAAAUACUUUUUUUUGAAUUAAGCUAACCUAGACAAUUUUCCUCCCACUCACUCGAUUUAAUAUUCCGAAUGAAGUUAAUUUUCCAAAAUAGAAAUUUUUGAUUGAGGUGGAAUCAGUAACUUUCUGUCAGAGCUCACAAAAAGUUCAAAUCUUAAAAUGAUGGAUCUUUUCCUCAUAUUUGGGUUUCCGGAAGCCUAAAAAUUGAAAAGUCUUAUCUUUUUACUCGGGCAAAGUCAGAAUGGGGAAUAAUGGCCCCUAGGCUCAGAAAAGGCAGCCUUUAUCAAGCCUUCCAUUUUUUCUAGGAUCUUAAAGGGUCAGGAAAUGGUGGAAAAAGGGAGAGGCAGCAAAAUAGGUGCAUAAAAGCCGAUGAAAUGGCGCAAAAAGGCAGCAAAAAAGGAGCCUUUUUCCACCCCUUUCCGACUUUGCCUAUGUAGGAUCACAGACACGCAAAAGGACCCAGAAGCUUGAAAAUUUCAGUUUUGAAGAAAUACAUAAUUCUAGGCCUGGCUGACCUCGGAAUCUGCUUCGGCGACAUUCUGCCGGCGAUCCGGGAGAAAUAUCCCGACAAGAAAAUCGCGAUCGAGAUCCACACGACCCGGGCUCCGUCCAUCAUUCUGAGCUCGUCUCAGGGAGGCUCGGCGACUCUUGAUUUGGCCGCCGAUGCCGAUAUCUACAUUGAUGGCACUGAUAAUCGGGUGAAUAAUACCGCUGAAAAUUUUUGGCGAUUUUUAAAAAAUCUGACUUUUUUGGCUAAAAGUCGUCUCUCAACUAUUUUUUACAGUCCUUACUUAGGAAUUGUAGGGUGUUCCCUAUAGGGGUUAGGGGGAAAGCAGCCCCUAUAGGGUUUUAGGGUCUGAGCCCUAGCCCCUAAAGCUUAAGUGGUCCCUAUAGGGGUAUUUCAAUUUUAUUCAAAAACGUUUAUUUAUUUAGUUUUUCGCAUAGAGCUCAUUAAAAUUAUCGACUAGAAUAUCCCCUAUAGGGGCCACUAAAUAAAACCAUGUAGGGACUACUUUUACAAGCUUUAGUGGCCACUAUAGGGGUUGGUAAAGUGGUCGCUAAAAGGACCCUAGUUUUGCCCCUAUAGGCAUCCCUCGGGAAAAUUCAAAAAAAAAUUUUUUUUCAUUUUUUCACUUUUGGAAUUUUUUCUGAAGCUUUUGAGACGAUGAGAAAUUCUGAAAAGCCUUGUUUUAUGGAUUUUCGAAUUUUAAGCCUUACCAUGGUUUUUUCAAAUUAUCAUUUUCUAUAACUCACUUUUGAAACUAAAAUUUUUAUUUUCAAAUUGAAAUUGGAAGUUUCAAGGAUACAGCGUUGUGUUUAAGUGACUAUCAAAAUUUGAGCUCAACUUGAAAAUUUGCAGAAUUUUAAUGAUUGCGAAAAAGAAUGGCGGUAGAGAUUUUAAAAAAUAGAAACAGAAAAAAAAACCCUUUUUAAAGUCCUUUACGUUAAGAAUUCUGUCAAAGCCUCGUUUUUUUGAAGAUUUUUAAAAGUUUUUUUCAUUAUAACUUGUAUUGAAUCAUGAUUCUCAAAAAUAAUUCAUAUUUUCCAGGUCGGAACCCUCUCAAUCGCAGCAACUGUCGAACUCGUAGUGAAGUUGGAGAACGAGAAACUGACUGGAAAAGCUGAGAUCAAGACGAUCAAACUGAAGGACAGUCGGCAGACGUUGGGACUUCCCCAAGAUGCUCUCGACAAUUUGGCCAAUCUCGGCAAGGAAUUGUUGCAAAAGGUGGGUUCGGAGUCUACAGAUACUUACAGUACUGGCCAUAAAGGUAUUUCAAAGUGGUUUGUCGAGCAUAACUUCUCUGAAAAUGGCUCAAACGACUUGAAACUUUUUCCAGAUUUCAAAUAGCUACGCAGUAACUUUUUCCCGAAAGAAGAACUCAUUUGCUCGAGUCAGACCGGAUUUGAGAGCAAAAAAUCAAAAGAUUUUUAUCUUGAGAUUCGAAAAAUCAUAUCUUCGAAGAAACUUUGAUUUUGAAUCAGAAACUUUUUUCCCCGGUAAAACAAGUCUUCGGCUUUUAAAAAAACCCAAUCAGCCCCUUACCAACCCGAUAGUAGGAGCGUAGAGGCUUUUUCUUUGGAAGUAUUUUUUAUUUUGACGUCUCGUCAUUUAAACGGACUAUACGAGGUCAUUUUUGUUUGAGAACACCUUGUUUCAUGUUGAAAAGUUUCAAAAAAACCCUCAAAAAUAGUUUUACCUUUUUUUCUUCAGCUUUUCACUUUAUCCUUUCUCCAGAAAUCGCUUACUUAAUUAGGUCUGAUUUGAACAGUUUUUCUGCACUUUCGGGCCAUUAUUUAUUUUCGAAUUCACGAUUGAAAAGCGAUUGAUCAGAUAAAAACUGCUUUGAAUGCCCGGAAGUACAUUAUUUGAAGAUUUUCCAGUGAAUCCAGAAUUUUUAAAUGUCACGUUUGAGUAGUUUUUCAUAAGCUGUCUGAAGAAAUAAUGAUCGAAUUGCGAGAUUUUUCAAAUGAGUAGAAAGAUAGAAACAUUUUCGAUUUUUUGGGCAAAAGUCAAGUUUCAAGUAUAGACAUAGGCAAGGUCGGGAAGGGUGGAAAAGGAUCCAUAGAAAUGUUCCUUUUUUGCUGCUUUUUCGCGCCAUUCCAUCGGCUAUUUCGCACAAUUUUUGCUGCCUCUCCCUUUCUCCACCAUUCCUUGAGCCUUCAAAAUCCCAGAAAAAAUGGAAGACUCGAUAAAGGGACCCUUUUGCUACCUUUUUGCGACCGUUUUUGAGCCUCUCCAUUUUAGCAGCCAUUAUAUAUCGAUCACUCCGAUUUUGCCCGAGAAUUCUUCAAUUUUAUUUGGUUCUCAAGAAACUGAUUUCGUUUUUCGAUGCUUCAACUUUGACAAGGAGUUUAGGACAAAAAAUAUUGUUUGAUAAUGGGACGUUAUAUAUCAUUUUGAAGCUCAAUGUCUGUUCUUGAAAAAGAUUUUCUUGAAAAAAGUUGAGUGAAUUUUUUCUGUUGCAUAAAAAGUAAAAAAUGCUCUUAAAUUCAACACGAUGUCAAAACGACAUUGAUGAAAAAAAAUUCAUGUGCUUCGGAAAUUUAGGCACAUUUGAAUAAAUUUUUGCGAUUCCGUUCAUAUUUUAUUUUCGAUAGGUUCAUUGUGCGUUGGAAUAUAUUUAAUCUAUUCUAAAAGUUCAAGGAGGCCUUGAAAAACGCUAUUCAACGCUAUGUUUUCAUCCAGUAAAUGCACAAAAAUCGGCUCUCAAUGUCGCGCCACUAUUGCAAUAAGCCGCGCCCCCAUUGCAUACGGCCACGCCCAAUGACCACAUCUGCCGCCUGUUUGGGAACACUGUGAUUUUGUUAUAUACGUAUUAUCAUAGUCAAGGUUUCGAAGUAUAGCUGAUUCACGGCUAGCUUGGGACGGAAAAAGGCGUGGCCUCUCUGCGCUCUCCACCAACCAGGCACUCUCUCUUUUCUUAUCGUGUCAGGAUCUUUUUUUCGAUGGCUCAAGCGAGCCGUGAAUCAGCUAUAUAGUCUGUUCAGAUUUCAAAUGUCAAGUUCUCGAUGAAGCUCCGCCCCCUAACGGCGCGAUAAACCAAUCAGAGAGCGAGCCAUCCACAGAGAGUUUUCGAAUGACGUCAUUCUACUUGAAUUUCGAAAUCGGAACGGACCAUAUUUCAUGAAUUUUUGAACAGUCAAAAAAACGCCUUCUGAAACGAGUUAUGACUGUUUGAAGUCAACCAUUCAGAUACGAAAUCCGUUUCUUGACAACCUAAUAGAAUAUUAAAAAAGCCAUCAAACCUAUCUAAAAUGAACCUCCAGGUGGCCAACGACGGAUUGAAGAAGGGACUUCCCUUCAAGCUGCCCAAAGACCUGCCGCUUCCCAUCGGAAUCGAACACCCCGACUUGAAGAUUGUUGAGCACGGACUCUACAUUGCAGCCGACUUGCAACUCUCUUCCUCCAAGCUUUCUUCCUUGAUUGGAGUUGAAGACACUGGCAACAAUAUUUGUCAGCAGUAA